This is a messenger RNA of Komagataella phaffii GS115, 264 nucleotides long. Its product is annotated as Mitochondrial intermembrane space protein. The coding region runs from base 1 to 264 and encodes 87 amino acids. The transcript has a single exon. The record is from RefSeq and is a predicted model, not a curated record. Lineage: Eukaryota; Fungi; Ascomycota; Pichiomycetes; Pichiales; Pichiaceae.
AUGGACGCAUUGAACGCUAAAGAACAACAAGAGUUCCAGAAACUCGUUGAACAAAAACAAAUGAAAGACUUCAUGCGUCUUUACUCCGAUUUGGUUAGCAAAUGUUUUACAGACUGUGUCAAUGAUUUUACAUCUAACAAGUUGACUUCUAAGGAGGAAGGCUGCAUCAACAAGUGUGCAGAAAAGUUCCUCAAGCACAGUGAGAGAGUUGGUCAACGUUUCCAAGAACAAAACCAACUUAUGAUGCAACAGCUAAGACGUUAA